GAAAAUAAAAUAAAAACAAAAAAACAUUUCUUUCUCUCUCUCUAGAUAUAAAAAAACAGAUGGAUCGGCAAAAUUCCGAUGACAUCAUGAGAUUUCUGGAAGGAAUGGCUAGCUCCGACGACGUUCUCUUCGGUUUCCUCGACGAAGGAAACCACUCACCGGAGGAUUUCCCAGACAAUGGCAACCUCAACGGCGACUCAGAUAUAGACGAAGAAAGCGAGGCCAAUAAGAAUUGUAAUUCUGAAGAAAACAAAGCUUUCUGGCAGGAACAAGAACAACUUCUUCAGGGGACACUGUAUCGGACAAGUUCGAUUGAGACAAAGAUUAGACAAGCGACAAAGGAAGCUUUGAAACAGGUUAAAUCAAAGGGUCUUCAUUGUAUCUGCCGGCGGCCCGAUAACGGCGGUUGACGGAGCUGCUUACGUGGUGAAAUCUCUCGAUAUCUCCGAGAUGUGGCCGGCUACGACUGCGUCAUCUCCAAAUCCAAGUGGAGAAGCUCUCAAGACAUCCCUGCAGGUUUGGACACAUUUAUUAUUAAAAUACUUAGUACUGGCUCUGAAAUGUUCAGCAAUCCUUAUCAUUAUCCUUCCAGAUCACGUCACUGCAAAUAUCUUAAGUAAAUUUUUAAUAUAGUGAUCGGUUCGGUUAAUUCAUUUGAGAGAUGAGAAAUUUGUGACUAUUAUUAAAAUUUUGAAUCCCUUUGGAAAAUUUAUCCAUCUAUUUCUAAUCUUGAUAUUAACAUUCCGUGUUAUAUGCAGCCACCAAACGCUUCUAAUCUAUUAAUUUAGGAUUCCAAAUUUUAUAUACUGUUUAAAGUUAGUGUUUUAAAAUUUGGACACUUUCAAAUUUGUUAGUAGGCUUUAU
This is a messenger RNA of Eruca vesicaria subsp. sativa (arugula), 864 nucleotides long. Lineage: Eukaryota; Viridiplantae; Streptophyta; Magnoliopsida; Brassicales; Brassicaceae. The record is from the annotation of a GenBank genome assembly.